AGCUUCCUUAUGGCUGGGAGAAAAUUGAGGAUCCUCAGUAUGGAACAUACUAUGUUGAUCACCUCAACCAGAAAACUCAGUUUGAAAAUCCAGUGGAGGAAGCCAAAAGGAAAAAGCAGAUAGGACAGGCUGAAAUUCAUUCUGCAAAACCAGAUGUGGAAAGAUCUCACUUUACUCGGGAUCCGUCUCAACUUAAAGGUGUCCUUGUUCGAGCAUCACUGAAAAAGAGUACAAUGGGAUUUGGUUUUACCAUUAUUGGUGGAGAUAGGCCUGAUGAAUUCCUACAAGUGAAAAAUGUGCUAAAAGAUGGGCCUGCAGCUCAGGACGGGAAAAUUGCACCAGGUGAUGUUAUUGUAGACAUCAAUGGCAACUGUGUCCUUGGUCACACCCAUGCAGAUGUUGUCCAGAUGUUUCAGUUGGUACCAGUCAACCAGUAUGUCAACCUUACUUUAUGCCGUGGUUAUCCACUUCCUGAUGACAGUGAAGAUCCUGUUGUGGACAUUGUUGCUGCUACCCCUGUCAUCAAUGGACAAUCAUUAACAAAAGGAGAGACAUGCAUGAAUACUCAGGAUUUUAAACCAGGAGCAAUGGCUUUGGAUCAAAAUGGAAAACCAAGCCAAAUCUUGGCCAGUGACCGUCUCAAUGGUCCGUCAGAUUCAAGUGAACAGAGAGCAUCCCUGGCAUCAUCAGGCAGCUCCCAGCCUGAACUAGUGACUAUCCCUCUGAUUAAAGGCCCCAAAGGCUUUGGGUUUGCAAUUGCUGAUAGCCCAACUGGACAGAAGGUGAAAAUGAUAUUGGAUAGCCAGUGGUGUCAAGGCCUUCAAAAAGGGGAUAUCAUCAAAGAAAUUUACCACCAAAAUGUGCAGAAUUUAACACAUCUCCAAGUGGUAGAAGUACUAAAGCAGUUCCCAGUAGGUGCAGAUGUGCCGUUGCUUAUCUUAAGAGGAGGUCCUCGUUCACCAACUAAAACUGCCAAAAUGAAAACUGAUGCAAAGGAAAAUUCAGGAAGUUUGGAGGCCAUAAAUGAGCCUAUUCCCCAGCCUAUGCCUUUUCCUCCCAGCAUUAUCAGGUCAGGAUCCCCAAAAUUGGAUCCUUCUGAGGUCUACCUGAAAUCUAAGACUUUAUAUGAAGAUAAACCACCAAACACCAAAGAUCUGGAUGUUUUUCUUCGGAAACAAGAAUCAGGGUUUGGCUUCAGGGUACUGGGAGGAGAUGGACCUGACCAGUCUAUAUAUAUUGGGGCCAUUAUUCCCCUGGGAGCAGCUGAAAAGGAUGGUCGGCUUCGUGCUGCUGAUGAAUUGAUGUGUAUUGAUGGGAUUCCUGUUAAAGGAAAAUCACACAAGCAAGUUUUGGACUUAAUGACCACUGCCGCUCGAAAUGGCCAUGUGUUACUAACUGUCAGGAGAAAGAUCUUCUAUGGAGAGAAACAACCUGAGGAUGACAGCCCACAAACCUUCACACAGAAUGGAUCCCCCCGACUGAAUCGGGCAGAGCUCCCAGCCAGGCCUGCCCAGGAGGCCUAUGAUGUUAUCUUACAGAGAAAGGAAAAUGAAGGGUUUGGUUUUGUCAUUCUCACCUCUAAAAGCAAGCCACCUCCUGGAGUUAUUCCUCAUAAAAUUGGCCGAGUCAUAGAGGGAAGUCCUGCUGAUCGUUGUGGAAAACUUAAAGUUGGAGAUCACAUCUCUGCAGUGAAUGGGCAGUCCAUCGUUGACCUGUCUCAUGAUAAUAUCGUUCAGCUGAUCAAAGAUGCCGGAGUCACUGUCACACUUACAGUCAUUGCUGAAGAAGAGCAUCAUGGUCCACCAUCAGGAACAAACUCAGCCAGGCAAAGCCCAGCGCUGCAGCACAGGCCCAUGGGACAGGCACAGGCCAAUCACAUACCUGGGGACAGAAUUGCCCUAGAAGGUGAAAUUGGGAAAGAGAUCUGCAGUUCCUACAGACAUUCGUGGUCUGACCAUAAGCAUGUCGCCCAGUCUGACACUGCAGUGAUUUCAGUUGUGGGAAGUCGGCACAAUCAGGGCCUUGGCUGUUACCCAGUGGAGCUGGAAAGGGGCCCUCGAGGCUUUGGGUUCAGCCUUCGAGGAGGGAAGGAGUACAAUAUGGGGCUGUUCAUCCUUCGCCUCGCUGAGGAUGGCCCUGCCAUCAAAGACGGCAGAAUUCACGUUGGUGACCAGAUUGUGGAAAUCAAUGGGGAACCUACACAAGGCAUCACACAUACUCGAGCAAUUGAGCUCAUUCAGGCUGGUGGAAAUAAAGUCCUACUCCUGUUGAGGCCAGGAACUGGCUUGAUACCUGACCAUGGUGAUUGGGAUAUUAAUAGUCCUUCAUCUUCCAAUGUCAUUUAUGAUGAACAGCCACCACUUCUCCCAUCUUCACAUUCUGCUUCCGUAUUUGAAGAGUCUCACAUGCCAGUAACUGAAGACUCUCUGAUUAGAGUUCAGAUAUGUGAAAAGGCAGAAGAACUAAAGGACACUGUACCAGAAAAGAAAAGCACUUUCAGUGGAAGCCAGCCUGAAAUGAAGCAUCAGACCGUUCUCCAGAAAAAUGUGAGUAAGAAGGAUCCACCCAGUAGUCAAAGGCAUGGUGAGAAGAAUCUACUAAAAGGAGAAAAUGGUGUCACACGAAGAGAGAGAUCUGCUAGUCCCAAAAAGUCAGCUAAUCAACAUUCAGAGGAACAUUUGGAAAAGAUUCCCAGGCCCCUAAAAAGUGACCCCAAAGGAAAAUCUAGAGAUCGGUCACUCAGCCCUAGGAAAGGAGAGACUAAAGGUCAGAUCACCACUAAGGCGGGUUCUGGACAAGAUCCCUGCAGAAAAGGCAGAGGACGAUCUUCUAGUCCCAAGAAUCAGCAAAAGAUUGUAGGCACUGGCCCGUCAAACACUGAAAGCCAAAGGGCAGCAGGCCAUACUAGUGACAGUACUGAACAGCUCCCAGAUGGGAAAGAAAAAUCGGGUGUUGUCAGGAAAGAUCUGAAGCAGAGUCAACUUGGAAAAACCAGAACAAGGUCUCCAGAGAAAAAGAGCAAUAAAGUUGAUGAAACAUCUCUUCCAUCCAAAAAGAUCAGCAACACUGCUAGUAGGGCGGUGUCUGAGAAGGAAAAAGGAAAGAAGCCAACCACAGGAGAAAAUGUCCAGAUCUCAGCAAAGAAGCUCAAGCAGGAACCUGAAGAGAAGAUGACGUUAGGUAAAGCAGAAGAUCACAAAGGGAAAGAGCCAGAGGCCACUGACAGAUGCAAGGAGCGUGCAGGGGGCAUACCUGAAAACAGCUCUCCAGUCAAAAAAGCUCCCAUCACUCCAGGGCCCUGGAGAGUGCCACGUGCAAAUAAAAUCAUAGGCCCUGCUGGCAUGGCUGACAAACAGCUAUGACCUUUUGUAUAAUACAAAGAAAAUUAAGUUGUAAUUUUUUACUCAAACACAGCAUUCUUUUAAGGGGAAAGGUGUCCAGAUAGUCUUCAAUACCUAAUUGAAGCAUCAAGUUAGACAGACUGCAUGAAAGUCUUCUGGGAUUCCUAAGACCCACCUGGCCCUGGCUGGCUGCCCUUCUUCACAUUCAGGAAGGAGCUGCAGCCAUGGGCUCAUCUGCCAUGCCCUGCUCAGGCUGCCCGCUCAGCAAUGACAUGAUCUUAGCAGUAUGGUUACAACUCACUUUGUAUUCGUGCCAAGUUACCUAUUGUAUCAUGUCUGUUUUAUCAUUCCCAUUCUGAUAUUUCCAGUCAUGAAACAGUUCGGUUUAGCUUGAAGAUGUUUCCAAUAGCAUGUUGCAUGCUUACAGAGAGAAAUAUUUGAGUCCUUGCAGAGGAAGAAAUUGUUAGCUCAUCAUUAAAGUUGGCACUUGCCGAUUUUCAUAGCUUCUGACCAUCCUAGUUUAAAAAUGCAACUCAGAAAGAUCACUACAUUACAGGAAAAAUCAAAUAUUAAAGAUGCUUUUUUUAUGGCUAAGUAAGGUGUUUCAAGUAACUGUUAAAGAUAGUCCUUACAAUUGAAUGCUCAAAAUGAGGAAGUACUAACCAGCAGAAUGAACAAACUCCUGCCAGUAGCCAACCCUAAUGUAGCUACGGUGUCUCAGAUCACCUGUCGUAGGAAGAGAAGUGCAGGAGCUUGUGGAAGUACCAUUUGUUUCUCUUCCAAGAAAAGCUACUAUCUGGAUAUUUUGAUUAUUAAUCAUUAGUCUUUAAUACAUAAUUGAUAUUUUUGUGAGGGACUUAAUCAUGUCAGUUCUACAAUCCACUGUCAGAUAAAGCACCAGCUCCUGUGGCAUAGAGAAAGAAGUUUAUCUGGGACCGAUGCAGGAGUUUUAGGGAUUUAGAAGCAGUGCUUGCAUUCGGCUUUCCCAGCAAGUCAGGACUAAUAUGCUAUAGACCACAUGUGUUGGAACUUUAAUUUUUAGCUAACUAUUUAAAAACAGGAAAAGAUUUCAGAGUUAUUUUCUAAAGUCUAAGAAGAAAAAUGUUUGCUGAAAGUUGAAGACAAGUUUUAACCUCAUAUAAUAGAUUGGGAUGUUCGUUUGGUUCCUUGAAACAGCAUUCAGAAGCAUCUAUAAACACAGACACAAUUCUCAGACCAAAAUUGUCUACUUAGGGAGUAUUUGAGCAAUCAUUCUGUUACCCUGUGAGUCUGACAAACUCCACUGUGACCAACUGUACUGGCCCCUGUAGGUAACACAUGCUUCCACCCAGAACUAUAUUUAACCCAUCUAUUAUAACUACUUGAAUAGAGCAAAAUUAGGAGGCUUGAUAAAUGCUAAGAAUUUAGUACCACAGAAAUGAUUUAUUUUCCCUAUAGUCCACAAUUAGUGAUACAAAUCCUAUUUUUAUUGUUAAUUGUGACAUAACUUUGAUGUCAUAUGUUGUCAUUCUGAUGUGGCUCUUCCUUAAGUAACCUGUCACUGUACUGAUUUAUAUACAGUCUGCAAACAUGACUUAGCCACGUGGCCUUGGAAUGCUGAGCAAAAUAUGGAUGUCCUGGUUGUAAAUGUUUAUAUAUGUACAGUACCUUUAUAUAUAUAUAUAUAUAUAUAGAUAUAUAUACACUUGGGUCUCCAAUUAGAGAAAGAUCUGUAAAUUGCUCGUUAUUUUUUAUAUAGAUAUUAAAAAAGAAAAAAAAAGUUUAUGUCCUGCUUUUUUUUUUAACUAUCAGGAUCAUUUAACAUUGCUGUUUGUGGAGCUUAGUUCUCAUCACAAUCUGAGUCAUCAAAGUUGUAAAAUCAUGAAGACAUAAUAUGCCUUUACCUGUACCUACUUUCAUAUAUGGAUGAAAGUCAUGAGUUGUAUACCAUUAUGCCUAUUUUCAUAUUUCAUUGCAAAGACAAUAGUUUUGCAUUGAUAAUUUGAUGUUAAUGCUAUUUUUUUAAUGUCCCUUUUCUCCAUUACUAGAGAAGACAAGACAUUUCAUCUCACUGGAAUUUAGUUACUACACAUUUAUAGUGGACUAACAAUAUAGACUACCUACCACAAGUUCACAGAAUUCCAUGGCAAUACACAUUUAUUUUAAAAUUACUUUUAGAAUUAAGUGUCUGGACUUGGUUUCAUUUCACUUCGUAAUGUGUGUGUGUUUGUAUACAUACAUAUACACACAGACUGCUUAAAUCCUACUUCAAAACUGGUUAUUUUAAUAUUCUUCAGGAGAAAAAUUCCUAUAAUUGCAUGACCUUGCACUAAAAAUAAAGUCCAGUUACAUUUACAGGCCCACAGUGGAAAUAAUGGAAAUGUAUCAGAGCAAAAGCUGCAGAGAAUAGGAGCCACAUCGUUCUGCAAACACACUGCUGUUACCAGGCAGGACUGCUGCAGUCCAUCCCACAGCACUGUCUGCUGACAGCUACAGCCUCCUUACAGCUAAGCAGCUCUGAGCAGUCUCAACUCCUAGAUCAAGACUCUUGGACUCCAUUUACAUGUGAAUACCUUCAUUUAAUUAAAGGAAACUGGGGCAGCAAGAUGGCUCAGCAGGUAAGAGCACUUACCACCAACCCUUCCAUUGCCAGGACUCUUGGUAGGAGAGAACUGAGCCCAUCAAGCUGCCCUUCAUGCACUCUGUGUGUGCAUUCACACACAUUAAAAAAUAGUCAAGAUGUUAUUGUUAUGCAGAAAUACAAAGCCAAAUACUUUGUAGACAUCUGGACAAAUGAGUUCCACGUUUUGUAUGUCCAUUUUUCACCAAAGUAUUGAAGGUACAUAAAGAACUUGUGUAGGGCUCUACCUAGUGACCUCCACAAAGAUGCAGAUUGGAGCUUAGCCUACCUUAUAUAAGACCUUAGAACCACAGAUUAUCUAUCUGCACAGACUGACUGAAGUACAGCAGUCCACUGUGGAGUGGGAAUGCAUCAGAGCAACUGUUUAUGUCUUGGAAUGCCCCACACCUAAAAGCUACCAAUUUUAUUAACAGCACCAGAAACACUUAUUUGGGAAUUCUAUCAUCUUUAGUUAGCUGAAUUCAUCUGACAUAUCUACAGAUUUGACAGGCUGUCAGUCACUCUAGUGUACUGAUAUAGAAGCUGAACCUGUUCAAAGCUGCUUGGUCUCUAUGCAUACAAGCAGCAUUAAUAUGAGGGAAUAUAUCAAUGCUCAGGAAGAAUUUUACCUAGUAGAAAAAGUCUAAAUCUCACACUCUAAAAUAUGGACACAGGCUUUAAUUUAGCCUUAAACUCUGCUUUCACAGUCCUAUAGAUAAAUGCCCAUUUUUUUACUAUGUAUGUUAAAGUCAAAAAGAAAAAAAAAAAAAAACAAAUUUACAAACCAAGAAACUUACUUUGUCCUUAGAACAACCACUAGUUAGCCUGAGUACCACCUUAUUGGAGCUGUGUGUGUUGUGCAGGAAAAGUUACCACUGCAAGUCUGUGUUCAAAUUUUAUCACUCAGAAUAGGCACCAGUGACUGCAAGAAACAAGAUUACAUAAAUUACUAGACUAGUCCAUGUAUAUAUUAAUAAAUUCCCAAAUGACCAUGUUUGAGAACAAGACCCAUCUGGCCUAUUAAGACUAUGUAGAUGGAAAAGUUUUCAAAACUUUCAGUUUGAUUAAUUUAAAAUGAGAUUGAUUCACCUUGCAUGGUUUGUUCACCAAUGAACAAAAAGCUUGAACCCAUAAACUGACUCGUUUGCGACACCUUGUUAUUUAGAAUUUCUCUUGCUAAAAAGUGAAGAAAACCAUAUUCCAGUUAGGCAAGCAUAUGGUUAUUUAGCUUCUCAGAGUUUAGUUUAUAGUUGUGACCAUAACUUAACAUGCCUAGGAGGGUUACAGAGUAUACAUCCAUAGCAGUUUUAGGAAGGGUGAUUUUCCCCAAUAAAACAGAUUUAAAGCCCAAAUCAAUAAGUAAAUUUCUUAUUCUUUGGUAGUUAUUACUACAAUUAGAUGGAUGAGUAGUUUAACUUAAUUCUAUUUUUACAUCUUGGUAUUAUUUCUCAAUGAUGUAAUAUUACCAAAAUCUUAGCCCUUUGGGAGAAUCAAAGUAUAAGUCACUAGAUAUUACACGGGGAUUGAUGAAACACAGAUUGCUGCCCAGGAGUGACAGACAGGAGGGCUAUUCUUCAUCCAGCGCAUAUUUCCUAAGCAUCUGUUAGGGAAUCCAGUACUGUUCUGCUGUUUUCAGGGAGCUCAGGGUCUAAUGGGAAGGAAACACAAGUAGACAAAAGAUUGUGAAGCACAUGAAGGAAGUCAGUGAGUGAUAAAACUGAUAAUUAACUAGAGUCAUGAAAGAGAGAGAGCCCUGCCUGAAAGCUGAGAGCUAAAAGAUGUAUUCCAAGGCAGAAGAAACACUUGGAUAUGCCUAGGAAGAGAAAACUUGGUAAAGGAGAUGGUGUGGAGGGAAGAAAAGGAAGCCAACGUAGGGGAGGUCAAACUGGCAGGAAUGCAGCACUGACACAAAGGGGCCUUGGAGGUGACUGCAGGAAACUCCUACAAGCUUUCGUAUGGAUGGUGUGAGAAUCUCCAUAUUUUAAGUUCAUUCAUGCAGCUGUGGAAAAUCAGCUCUUCAGCUAAUGGAAACCCAACAGAGCAGCGCAGCCCAGGUGAGCCUAAAGAAGCCUUAGCUAGUAGCAGUGAAAACCAUGUAUUAGUUACUUUUCUAAAACUUCAGUAAAGCAGACACCAAGGCAACCUUCAAAGGAAGUUUGUUUGGACUUACAAGCUCCAGAAAGUUAAGAGUGCAUGAUAAUGGAGCAGAGGCAGCAGGCAGGCUGGCUGGAGAAAAAGCUGAGAGCUCACAUCUUAAAUCACAAGCAGAGAGCAUAAAAUAGAAAUGUUGAGAGUCUCCGUUCUCAAAACGGACACACUUCCUCUACCUAGGCCACACUGCCUAAGCCUCUCCAAACAGCACCACCAAUUGAGCAGAAAUAUUCAAAUCCCCAAGACUAAGCUUGACAUCUCAUUCAAACCACCACAAGGCAAAACUAGAUUUAGACAUUGAGCCUUUACCUGAGCAGCUGAAUCAGCUCUAUACCAUUUACUAAGGUGAGGAAAAUAUGUCUCCUUAAAACUAAAAAUAAUGGAAAAAGUUUAAUAGCAGAUGUUAGGUUUUGAACAAGGGCAGCACAGGACAACAGAGUUAAACAAGGAGAUUCCCAAGACUGCCUACAAACAGCCUCUGGGCUGAAUGUAGAAAGGAAAGCCAAAUGAAGCAAUCUUGCUAUGAGGAAAGGUAAGCCCCAAAGGAACCAGCACCAGAGAGAAUGCAUUUGCUCAGAGAGGAGGAGAGCUCCAAAGACAUGCAGAAGGGUAGCCCAGUUGUAACUGAAUACUGGUAGCACAAACACAUGAAAACCCAACCACAAUGAACCUCCAAAAGAAGCAAGUAGAAAAAAUGCUAAAUUCUACACAGGACUGGAAUCAUACUACCAAUGCAGGAAAACCUCUUUCCUCACAAGCAGACAACCAAGUGUAGUGCAGAGAAAAAUGCUGCUUUAACAUAAUUAUCCUAAAUGAUGUGAUAGACCUUAGGGAGCCCCUU
Molecule: messenger RNA, 8932 nt
Organism: Cricetulus griseus (Chinese hamster)
Lineage: Eukaryota; Metazoa; Chordata; Mammalia; Rodentia; Cricetidae
Source: RefSeq, a predicted model, not a curated record